Paramuricea clavata is the source of this 6436-nucleotide messenger RNA. Lineage: Eukaryota; Metazoa; Cnidaria; Anthozoa; Malacalcyonacea; Plexauridae. The record is from the annotation of a GenBank genome assembly.
GCCAAACUCCUUGAAUCAGUUGAUAACUUUUACAUCAGUGAUAAAAAGGUUCUUGAUAUGACAGGUACUGUACUGCAAUAACAUUCUAGUGUAGUCCAACAUACGUUUCUGAGCAUUCAAUUCUUAGACUUUCUCCUGCCUUGUCUCUCUUUGUAAUUUGAUACCAAUCUAUACUGUGGUUGGUCUACCAAUCGAGGUAAAAUGCGGCGGCAAACGGCAGUGCCUUUGUGAGAAAGGUUAGCGGCGGCAAUUUUUCCCCGCCACCUCUUUUCUUUAGGCUAUAUAAUAAUAAUGUCGAGUUGAAGUGAGCUUUAUAAAAACAUUUCCGCCCCCGAAGGAAAAACCUUGGCACUUGCUUAUUUGUUAUCCAUUUGGCAUGAAGAACAUAUCAUUCAACAGCGAAAAGGCAGAGCUUUCCGAAGAUGAAAAAUCUCGUUCAUACGCAGAGUAAUUCCGAUACAAUAGCGCGCUGAAGUUCGAUUUCCUUUUUUUAAUACACCCUGUAUUACUGUACAGUAAUACUAAUAUUUAAACUUUUAAAGACAAAGCUAAGGUUAGUGCAUUUAACACAGUUAUGCCAAUAGAAGAGUUACGAAAAAUGUUGAUCAAUUCAUUUAGUAACUUCGAGUAAUUAAUUUGAUCAUUACCUCGAGAAUUUGAACGGGGUUCCUUAAAAAAUUCCCAACGUCCUGUUUAAACAUAGCUAAUUUUGAUGACUAUUUUUUCAUCCUCUGUUAAACUUAAGAAAAAGUGUCGCCGUGAAAAGUAGAAUUGCCGCUGGGUUUGAUCAUAUAUAAUUUCCAAUGCCGGCUGAAAAUGUUCAGGAAAUGUUCCUGUAAACAUGAUUCGGGUAGUACAUACUUCCUUGGUGUUCGUUCGGGCUUUGUUUUACAACAUUCAGUAGGAGGCAGUACAAAGUGGUCCAAUCUUGUACCCAGAGUACAGUGUACUUUCCGCAUGUGUGUGGUUAUUUGUGGUCACGCGCCUGCAUGUCCAUAAUUAUAUAUAUUUGGACAGUAAAGCCUGGUUCACACGAUGAAAUAAGCAUAAGCACAAGCAGCGGAACCUUUGAUGUGCAUAAACGUAAACAUAAGAAGAACAAAUGUUGCGUUCUUCUUAUGCUUACGUUUAUGCACAUCAAAGGUUCCGCUGCUUGUGCUUAUGCUUAUUUCAUCGUGUGAACCAGGCUUGUGAGGGAGAGGUAAUCACGUAAUGUAAUUUUUAAUGCACUAAAUUAAAGACAACGGAAAGUGUGAUAAUACCAAUACCAAUAGCAAUACCUGUAAACUUUAUUUUAAGAGGAUAAAAUAUUUUACGAGAAAAUAUUGAUAUUUGUAUUCCUGUGUAGCGUGAUAAUUAUUCACCCUCCCACGAUGCGUAUACCAACAACACCGCGGAAAAACGCCUGCGCAUGCGCGUGUAUUAGAGAAUGGCGAUGAAUUUAAUGCCAAAUUGUAAACAAAAACAUGGCUAUUUACUGAUUAUUUAAGUUAAGUGAAACAAACAAAAAAUACACUGGACGGGUAGUUUGUAUAGGUAAUCAUGCGAUAGCGAGUACAAUUAGGGAUUAAUAGUACGAGUGUUGUUUGGAAAUUUUGCCAAAAUUGGACGAGUCGCUGGGGCGAGUCCAAUUUGGCAAAUUUCCAAACAUCACGAGUACUAUUAAUCCCUAAUUGUACGAGCAACAUCGCAUGAUUACUUGUUUAUUAUUAGCAUGACAAAAUUGGAUACUUCUCCGUCAAGAUCAUAUUCUCUCGCCAUUUGAAAGCCCAGUCUUACCAGACUUUCAACCAAAAUUUGGUGCUUUUGUUCGUAUUUUCAUUUAGUUCUUUUGUUAAAGCAAAAUUUGGUGCUUUUGUUCGUAUUUUCAUCUAGUUCCUCUAUGGCAAUUUCUUUUCACAUUUGUGUUUAACAUACCUUUCCGCCAUUUUGUUUGUUUUGGGAAAAUCAUUAAUUGUACUGCAGUACAAUUAAUGAAAUAAUUGUACUCCUCUCAACCAAUCGGCAUCCAGUAAUUUUGUCAUGCUAAUAAUAAAGACAUUAAUAAAAGUUUUCUAACAUUUAAAAUCUAUAAAGAACAGAAAUUAAGGCGUGUGAACAUUUCUUAUAUUUCGAAUACCGAACUUAAGCAAACUAUCAAAUAUAGUUAAUUUGCAUACGCUUAAAUUGUAGAGUAAAUCAUUACCCUUAAAUAUAGUCAACACAAAAAUUAUACAUGCUACGCAAAAAAAGUUUUGAGUUGUAUCGACAGUCACCUUUGGUUCAUUUUCUUGCAUAAUGCUACUUCUUGCACAUGCAAACUUGCUAACGCAAUUUUCUUAAUGUUUUGCAGUUGAAGAUCCAGUCGAAGAUUUUAUUCGUUUACGUGACUAUAUUGAUGUUAUCAAGUGCCGUCCUUUACCAGCUUUUAAACAUGAAAAUUUACGUAAUGGUUUCUCUAAAGAAAUGAUUAAUGAAGCAAGAAAACAUCGAAAAAUUAACCAGGUAUGGUUUUCUUUUUUGUUCCCCUUUUUACCAAAUUGAACUUUUAUUACCUAGGGCCUAAAUGUCCUCUUUGUUACAGUAGAUUACAGUUAGUCUGAACAUGAAGAAGUUAAAGGUCUUUGAAAGCCGAUUAGCUUAACCGUAGGUUAACCUAAAAUUCAAACUCCCAACAGCUUGUUUAUAAAUUCUGAAAUAUUUCUUCAGAAAUCUUGUCUGGAUUACUAGGAGUUUUCUUCUCUGAAGUUUUGAAAUAAACGGAUGUGCAGAAAGUUGUACACUAAAACAGCAGAUUAAAUUUUAAUCGAGCGCUAAUUCAGCUUUGAGCAACCGGCCCCUGAUGCAUGUUUGUAUAGAAAAGCCGGUUAUCGGUCGUCAAGCUUCUCACGGGGAUACUAUAAAUUCUCUAACACUACUUUUUAAGAUCUCACGUUAUACGACAAGUGCAAAUCCGGUGCCUAUUUACCAAAUCAAUUAGCCAUUCCGAAGUUGAUGAGAGGACUGGGGACGAGUGUUAAAAAUUGCUCAAAUUAAGAAAUGAACCAAAUCACCAAAAAUGCCACCUCAAAAUUAGUAAGUGUGCAAAGUUUGAAGACGUUUAAUAAUAAGCUUUCGAAAAUAGUGAAAUUACUGAUUAGAAGAUUGUUUUUGGGACGCGCGUCCCAAAAACAAAAAUUACAGUAGAUUUCACAGUAAAUAUCGCGAUUUUUGAAAGCUUAUUAUUCGAAGGGUAUUCAUGUAAACGUCUUCAAACUUUGCAUACUUACUCAUUUUGAGGUGGUCUUUUUAAUGAUUUGGUUCAUUUCUUAAUUUGGGUAAUUUUUAACAUUCGUCCCCAGUCCUCUCAUGAAGUUCGGAAUGGCUAAUUGACAUAUGACGUUGAUCGCCCAAUAACUUGGAAGACGUUUUGGUGAAAUGCCGCUCGAACGAUAUUAUUUAGUUGCUUUUCGUAGAUUUUCUGUUUGUUAUUUUCUGUUGUGUCUAUAGCAUGUCGUGACUGUACUUUGUCGUCUUACUGUCUUAGUGUUAAAGUGGCACUGUCAUUAAAAUUUUUAUUUUCCAUGCUUAAACUGGAGUUACACUAGCAACAAAAUUGCUGCGACUUGCAACAAAAUCUGAUUUCAACGCAUGUUAAUUGAAAUCAAUUACACAUCAAUUACAAAUCAUAAGGCAACAUGUGUCGACAUUUGUACUUAACAUGCGUUGAAAUCCGAUUUUGUUGCAAAUUGCAGCAAUUUUGUUGCUCGUGUAACUCCAGCUUUAGUUCCUGAGAUAUUUCAUUUUGUUUGUAACCAUGUGACGUCAAUUACUCAUUUACAUAUAUAAUGAGAUAUCAGUAAUUGUUGUGUAUCUUUUUUCAAAAUUUGCUAUUUUUUUAUCAAAAUCUUUCCAAAGAUGCGCCGCGUUUGUUAAUUCAACCUACAUCAUUAAGCAUACUGUUUUUUUUUAAACAACUCCGUCAAAAAUAGCAAAGAUACACAACAUUUACUGAUACCAUUAUAUAUGGAAUGAGUAAAUGACGUCACAUGGUUUCAAACAAAAUGAAACUAGUAUCUCAAGAACAAACCAUGGAAACUAUUUUUUUCAAAAGAAGUUACUUUACAGUUUUAGGAGUUCUUUCGUUUGAUAAAAAAUUUAAUGACAAUGCAUGCCACUUUAAAAAAAAUAAAAAUAUAUAUAUGUUGGGCUAUCAACCACAUGCGCCCCUAUAUAUUUCACUGACUUAACCAGGCGUCUGUCAGUCUUGUUGUCCAUUCCUUCAAUCAUAUCGUGUUUUUUUAUUUUAUCAGUGUAAUAUGAUUACUAGAAAAGAAAUGCCUGUAGAAAAAAUUAUUAUUUUCUUAUUAUUAUCAUUAGAAACCUAGCCUCCGAAUCCCCCCUGAAUAAUUAUGUUUUUAACAUUCCUUCGGCUUUGAAAAUGCAAAAAAUGUCAUUUCCAAGAUUGGGUAGAUUUUUGCCAAAAUUUGCAAAGAUGUGCAGGUGUUGAUAUUAAGUUCUGUUUAUGAACAAUGGUUUAUGAAUCGUUCCUUUCUUUAGCGUCAAUGUCGGCGAGUUUACGAAAUUCUUCGACUUGAAGCUACCAAUCUUAACGAUGCUGAAGAACAUCGACAGUAUCGUUUGGAAAUUAAGAAGAGAUUAAAUGCGCCAUUUCAGGUAUAGUUCUGUUCGUUAACCAUGUUAAAGGGGGUUGUUUACACGAGCCCUACAUGAAGAAAUAGUACAAUUUCCACGUCGUGCUUACUGCAUGAGAAAUAUUUUUAUGGCUGGCUCAUUUGAGCAAAUAAACAACAUCAAACGACUUUCGUAGCAUAUAUUUUUCACGACAAGAUAUUUGCAGAGCAAAUUUUGGAGUAAUCGACAACAGGUUUUAUAAAUAGGGAAAUAUAUAUUUGAAUUGAAAAAGACUUUGACAGGGAUACAUGCAGCAUGUCCCGUUUUCAAUGUCAUCCUACCAUAGGAGUCCCAUGCAAUCCUUUUAAGCGAGGAUGGUCAAACCGCGUAAUCUCAUUUUGAGUUUAGUUCAGGCUCUAAAUUUCAGGAUUUCGGGAACUCGAUCGAACUGAUGUUGAAGGAUUUUGUAGGUGGAAAUUUCAGAUGUAAAUGUUUAUAUUUAUUUAGACCUAACCAGGAGCGUGUGCAAAAAGGCCCUCUGGCAGGAAUCGAACCUGUGAUUCCUGUGCAGCGGUCUGACCAACUGGAAUGUAUACUAAAGCGAUGUCAUGCAGGCCGCAGGUUCAAUUCCUGCGUGAAUCAGCAUGUCUUCGAGGGCCUAUUGUAGCAUUUUUCGCACCUGACGUGCAUGCUCCUGGGUAGGUCUAAAUAAAUCGCAACUUCCGUCUACAAAAUCCUUCAACAACGGGCUCUCUAAAUGCUCCACAUUCAAUUUGUAUAUGACACUAUAUUAUUACUAUAUAGCCAACUCGAUUUCUUUCUAUUUGCGUCCUUAGAAAGAAAAGGCUGAUCUUGAAAAGCUUCGUUUUGCCUUGACACCAGACGAAUACACUACUGCAAUUGCCACCAUGGCACAACGUGAACAGUUAAACGUCCUCGAGGAAAGUUACCAAGAAACUAUCAAACAAUACAAGAGAAUUCUAGAAAGAAUCGCUGCUACAUAAAAUAACAUAAGGUGGUCCAAGACCGGUAAGGUGUGCUAGGCCAAGACGACAUUUUUCAAUUUUUCAUGAUAAAUUGAAAUUCGUGAAAUCUGUUGCCUUUGUCUGUUGUAAGUUUGUAAUGAGACUGGCUAAGAACUAUCUUAAUAGUUCAAAUAUGCUUAAAAGCAUUAACAUUCGCAUAAUCUAGUUCUACCGUGAUCAAGAGACUAAAUCCAUGGUGAAUUUUUGCUAUAAAUAAGGAUUACUAUCCAGAAAAAGUAAACGUUUUUAGUAGAAAUUUUGCAAAUGCCGUUGCUAUAUACCGUGUUCCAAUAUACAGUACUCGAUAUUAGGCAGAGUUCGCGUGGCAGUCUUUGAUAUCCUUGAAAGUCUUUAACUGAAUUUAAAUGUAGGCCUUUCAAUUCUUUAAUACGUAUUUUAUUUAUACGGUAUUACAGCUAAUAGAAUAGAUGGAUAUACCAAGAUUUUCACAAAUAUCGAAGAGAAUGCAUUUUAGGACGUGAUAGCAUGCACUUACAAUCGCACUUUUUCAACAGCUUAGUACCCUCAGGUCUGUGAAACUACGAACCCUGUUAUGGUAACGGAAAAUACAAUUUCUGUGACCCCACUCAUUUUUAAAAUAGUUUUUUAGUUUAAAGUAAUUGAAUCGUCAAUAGUUUGGAAUAAUUUUCAAUUUUUAAAUCGUAUAUUCUACACUAAAUUAUGAGAUUUAAAGAAUACGAGUUUUUGUAUCUGCGCAUGCAGAUAUAAUAAGCCAUUGCCUUGUCAGCUGUUAACUGUUAGUUUGUAGCCAAUCUGCGACCAGCACAGUUUUAAUAUAAAUUUACGUCAUUUCAUGC